Austrofundulus limnaeus is the source of this 731-nucleotide messenger RNA. RefSeq names its product TP53 regulated inhibitor of apoptosis 1 (gene triap1). The record is from RefSeq and is a predicted model, not a curated record. The transcript has a single exon. Lineage: Eukaryota; Metazoa; Chordata; Actinopteri; Cyprinodontiformes; Rivulidae. Gene Ontology annotation, cellular component: mitochondrial intermembrane space; nucleus; cytosol. The coding region runs from base 52 to 366 and encodes 104 amino acids. Gene Ontology annotation, biological process: phospholipid translocation. Gene Ontology annotation, molecular function: phosphatidic acid transfer activity.
CGGGAACAGCCACGUCACGUGACGCACUGGAAGUCCGGACCCGUACUGCGCAUGCGCGUGUUGCGCAGCUCCUUUGGACCCAGACAUCGUCCCGUGGUGUUUGUUCCGUGUGUUCGGAGGUCUUCAUCCCCCCCUCCCGACAUGAACAGCGUUGGGGAGGCUUGUACCGACCUGAAGCGGGAGUACGACCAGUGCUUCAACCGCUGGUUCGCGGAGCAGUUCCUGAAGGGGGACCGCAGCGGGGACCCGUGCACGGACAGCUUCCGGACCUACCAGCGGUGCGUGCAGAAGGCCAUCAAGGACAAGGACAUCCCGAUCGAUGGCGUGGACUUCAUGGGCCCCAACAAGGACCAACCCGAGACCUGAUCCGGGUCCAGGAGACCUGUGAACAUGUGCAGAGGGACUAGAGUCUGUCUGCAGGUCCCUGAAGGUCCUCCUCUCGAGUUCUGAUGGAACUGUUCAGUCACGUGGUCCUGAAGGGCCGCCAUGUUGGAACUGUUCAGUCACGUGGUCCUGAAGGGCCGCCAUGUUGGAACUGAUCAAUAUUUUUUUUGCGACUUGAAAUGUCUUUAUUCAACAUUUUAAAAAAUUACCUGUUUGAUUACGCGCCAUCUUAUAUUUUGUUGUAAACACUGACAUCUAGUGAACUGAUCAAUACUGAUCAAUGAAAAUAAUAAUGUUAAAUCCACCAUGUUGGAAAUGAUCAAUAAAAAUAAUAAUGUUAAAAUCCA